Molecule: messenger RNA, 401 nt
Organism: Lutzomyia longipalpis
Lineage: Eukaryota; Metazoa; Arthropoda; Insecta; Diptera; Psychodidae
Gene: Rpb10
Product: DNA-directed RNA polymerases I, II, and III subunit RPABC5
Exons: 3
Coding region: 152-355 (67 amino acids)
Biological process (GO): transcription by RNA polymerase II; transcription by RNA polymerase I; tRNA transcription by RNA polymerase III
Cellular component (GO): RNA polymerase II, core complex; RNA polymerase I complex; RNA polymerase III complex
Molecular function (GO): DNA binding; zinc ion binding; DNA-directed RNA polymerase activity
Source: RefSeq, a predicted model, not a curated record
AUAACCACAAAAAGUGCGAAAACAAACAAAACGACGCAACUGUGGGAAAUUCGUCUUUUUGCGUGGAAAACUGUGAAAAAUCUCUGAGGAUUUAUUUAAAUCUUAUUUGGGAAUUUUAACCUAACCUCAAAGGUGUCAGGGAAGUGAAAUCAUGAUCAUCCCGAUUCGUUGCUUUACCUGCGGGAAGGUGAUUGGGAAUAAAUGGGAAGCCUAUUUGGGUCUUCUUCAAGCAGAAUACACAGAAGGUGAUGCCCUCGAUGCUCUGGGCCUGAAACGCUACUGCUGCCGAAGAAUGCUUCUGGGUCACGUGGAUCUCAUUGAGAAACUCCUCAAUUACGCUCCAUUAGAAAAGUAGAAUAUGUGAGUUUUAUUUUUUAAUUAAAAUCUUUUGACAAAUGUAA